AUGAAUCCCGCUCCAUCUGAACAAGAAACCAGACGCUGUGCCGCGCCAGAUUGCGGCAAGGAGACGAAUUCGAACCUGAAGUGUCCGAUCUGUUUAAAAGCCGGACUCACCAUGUAUUUCUGCAAUUCAGGAUGCUACAGAAGAAGUUUCCACAUCCACAAAGCUAUUCAUCCUAAAGAGGGUGUCGAUGUGUACGAUCCGUUUCCCAACUUUGAGUACACGGGCCCUCUGAGACCCGCCUAUCCUCUAUCGCCGCCAAGAGGAAUCCCAGACAAGAUUCAAAAACCAGACUACGCCCAGAAUGGAAAGCCCCUUAGCGAGAUCAAGAACGACAAGACAAACCAGAUCCGGGUGCUCAACGAGGAUGAGAUCCGACAGAUGCGUAUAGUCAACCAGUUGGGCAGAGAGGUUCUGGACGCAGCAGCCGCCCAUAUUCGGCCUGGAAUCACCACAGACGAGAUUGACCGUAUUGUCCACGAGGAAACGCUCAAGAGAAGAGCUUAUCCGUCGCCAUACAACUACUACAACUAUCCGAAAUCAGUGUGCACGUCUGUGAACGAGGUCAUUUGUCACGGCAUCCCCGACAAGAGACCGUUGGAGGACGGCGACAUCGUGAACCUUGACAUUUCUAUCUACAAGAAUGGCUUCCAUGCCGAUCUGAACGAGACGUACUACGUUGGAGAAAAAGCCAGGACGAACCCGGAGCUUGUGAAUUUGGUCGAGACCACCAGAGAGUGUCUGGACAAGGCGAUUGCUCUGGUUAAGCCUGGACUGCCGUUCAGACAGAUCGGCAACGUGAUAGAGGAGCAUGCUACCAAGCACGGUCUUUCGGUGGUGAGAACGUACUGUGGCCACGGAAUCAACACUCUGUUCCACUGCCAGCCCGACGUGCUGCACUACGCCAAGAACAAGGGUGUCGGCACUUGCAAGAAGGGAAUAACAUUCACCAUAGAGCCGAUGAUCAACAUGGGCACUUAUAGAGACAUCAUGUGGCCGGACAACUGGACCGCCGCGACCGCGGACGGAAAACCAAGCGCGCAAUUUGAACACACGCUGCUGGUCACCGAGGACGGCGUAGAGGUUCUGACCGCUCGCACAAAAAAGUCUCCUGGUGGCCCCGUCCCCAGAAUAUAG
This is a messenger RNA of Ogataea parapolymorpha DL-1, 1134 nucleotides long. Its product is annotated as Methionine aminopeptidase 1. Gene Ontology annotation, biological process: proteolysis. Bases 1 to 1134 code for a protein of 377 amino acids. Gene Ontology annotation, molecular function: metalloaminopeptidase activity. The transcript has a single exon. Lineage: Eukaryota; Fungi; Ascomycota; Pichiomycetes; Pichiales; Pichiaceae. The record is from RefSeq and is a predicted model, not a curated record.